Molecule: messenger RNA, 339 nt
Organism: Neoarthrinium moseri
Lineage: Eukaryota; Fungi; Ascomycota; Sordariomycetes; Amphisphaeriales; Apiosporaceae
Exons: 3
Coding region: 1-339 (112 amino acids)
Biological process (GO): mitochondrial respiratory chain complex III assembly
Source: RefSeq, a predicted model, not a curated record
AUGGCAGCAAUCGCAGCGUACAGAAACCUUUUGCGGGCAGCCCGGAUAGCAUUCCACGGCGAUGAACCGAUCUUGAAUGCCGCGAAACACCAGAUUCGUACCGGAUUCCGCGAGUACGCUGCUCUCGAGCCCUCGAACCCAGAUGUUGUCGGACACAUCAAGCACGCCGAGGACGUAGCUACGAUACUGAAGCAGAACGUCGUUCAGGGCAAGAAGGAGGGUGACAGAUACAAGCUGCGGAUACAUGAGCACACGGAAAGAGGAGACAACGACACCGUAAAGCUGGCUGGCGGAAAGACGGCCAAGAUUGGUGCUGGAGGAUGCUGCUCUGGUAGCUGA